Molecule: messenger RNA, 1305 nt
Organism: Ostreobium quekettii
Lineage: Eukaryota; Viridiplantae; Chlorophyta; Ulvophyceae; Bryopsidales; Ostreobiaceae
Source: the annotation of a GenBank genome assembly
AUGCCUCUCCGGUGCGGUCCCCGCGCCCCCGGCCUGGCCCACGGCAGCUGCGCCGAAUCAAAGCCGCACGGACAGCCCUGCCAUCAGACGGGCCUAAAUCGGUGCCUGAAGCACCGCAGGCGAGGAAGCCUGCUCGGAACAUCGCGUUGCGCCGUGUGCGCGUCCGCUUUUUCUGCUCCUGUAGACGGGGGGUCCGAAAUCUUCGAGGGCGCUUCUGGGUCCGAGGCGGUUGCGUCCGGCGUCUUGGAGGUGACAGAGGCCCUGGCGAGCGCCGAACAGGCCGCCUUGAAGGCCGAGAAGGCGGUUGACAGGGUCCGGAGACUGCCCAGCGCCUGGCCAGACCCUCUGGUUGUGAAAUAUUUGAAGCGGCUCAGAGACUCGUUGCCAACAGCGGGACUGUUGCUCUUUGCCAUCCUUGUGGGCUCCCACAUGAUGGGAGCACAAUUCCAGUUUAUUGGCGGCUUCAUUGGUGCAUUGCUUAUUGCCAUCUCCCAGUACUUGAAGAGGACACUUUCGAUGUCAGGGGCAAUAGCGGCCUUCUUUGUUGGAGGUGCCACAAUGGCAACCAACUGCCGUUGUGGAGCAACCCUUCUUGCCUUUUUCUUCAGUUCCUCUAGGCUCACCAAGUUGAAGCAGGAAAGGAAAGCGCUGCUGACAGAGCACAAAAUGGAUGGGCAGCGAGACUGGAAACAGGUCAUAGCGAAUGGUGGCGUCCCGGCCAUUUUGUCCUGUGCAAUUGGAGUCCUGGCAGACUUCAAGAACGUGCCCCUGAGCUCGAGCUGGUCAACUGCUGUUACUUCCUUGCUGGGGGCGUUCUUGGGGUAUUAUGCCUGUUGUUGUGGCGACACAUGGGCGUCAGAGGUGGGGAUGUUGAGUACUGACACACCGCGUCUGAUCACAUCGGGUCGACCAGUUCGGAAUGGGACCAAUGGCGGUGUUACGCUGCUGGGGUUAGCAGCUAGCAUGGCGGGAGGGCUCUUCAUUGGGGCAGUGUUCUAUGCGUUCGGAUUGGUGGGGGGUGCAGCAGCAGUAUCGUCCAUUGAGACUCCAGUUUCCCAGUGGUGGCUUCUUCCUCUCGGCCUGCUGGGCGGGCUGGCUGGAUCUAUCAUCGACUCCAUUUUGGGAGCCACCCUUCAAUUCAGCGGUUUUAAUUUGAAGACACAGAAAGUUGUUAAUCGCCCUGGGCACCCCAACGAAGUGAUGCACAUCAGCGGGCUGAAUAUUCUGUCGAACAACCAGGUCAAUCUCGUUUCGGCCUCCUUAACUGCCCUGCUGGUGUCGAAAAUCGCCCUUUUGAUCUUUUAA